Messenger RNA from Ochotona curzoniae (black-lipped pika), 1158 nucleotides. RefSeq names its product rhomboid like 1 (gene RHBDL1). Gene Ontology annotation, molecular function: serine-type endopeptidase activity. Gene Ontology annotation, cellular component: membrane. The record is from RefSeq and is a predicted model, not a curated record. The transcript has 8 exons. Bases 1 to 1140 code for a protein of 379 amino acids. NCBI's taxonomy places the organism in Eukaryota, Metazoa, Chordata, Mammalia, Lagomorpha, Ochotonidae.
AUGGACAGGAGCUCGCUGCUGCAACUCAUCCACGAGCAGGCCCGGCUCCCCUCCCCACAGCUGGACCCUGACAACACGGGUUUCAUCGGGGCAGACACCUUCGCCGGGCUGGUGCACAGCCAUGAGCUGCCCCUGGAUCCCGCCAAGCUGGACAUGCUGGUGGCCCUGGCCCAGAGCAACGAGCGGGGCCAGGUCUGCUACCAGGAGCUCGUGGACCUGAUCAGCAGCAAGCGCUCCAGCAGCUUCAAGAGGGCCAUCGCCAACGGGCAGCGCGCGCUGCCCAGGGACGGGCUGCUGGACGAGCCGGGGCUGGGCUUCUACAAGCGCUUCGUCCGCUACGUGGCCUACGAGAUCCUGCCCUGCGAGGUGGACCGCCGCUGGUACUUCUCCCGGCACCGCAGCUGCCCGCCCCCCGUGUUCAUGGCCUCCGUCACCCUCGCCCAGAUUGUGGUGUUCCUGUGCUACGGGGCGCGGCUCAACAAGUGGGUGCUGCAGACCUACCACCCCGAGUACAUGAAGAGCCCCCUCGUGUACCACCCGGGGCACCGCGCGCGCGCCUGGCGCUUCCUCACCUACAUGUUCAUGCACGUCGGCCUGGAGCAGCUGGGGUUCAACGCGCUGCUGCAGCUGAUGAUCGGGGUGCCCCUGGAGAUGGUGCACGGCCUGCUGCGCAUCAGCCUGCUCUACCUGGCCGGCGUGCUGGCAGGCUCGCUGACCGUCUCCAUCACCGACAUGCGGGCGCCCGUGGUGGGGGGCUCCGGCGGGGUCUACGCGCUGUGCUCGGCGCACCUGGCCAACGUCGUCAUGAACUGGGCCGGGAUGCGGUGCCCCUACAAGCUGCUGCGCAUGGUGCUGGCCCUGGUGUGCAUGAGCUCGGAGGUGGGCCGCGCCGUGUGGCUGCGCUUCUCCCCGCCGCUGCCGGCCGCCGGCCCGCAGCCCAGCUUCAUGGCGCACCUGGCGGGGGCGGUGGUGGGGGUCAGCAUGGGGCUCACGAUGCUGCGCAGCUACGAGGAGCGCCUGCGGGACCAGUGCGGCUGGUGGGUGGUCCUGCUGGCCUACGGCACCUUCCUGCUCUUCGCCAUCUUCUGGAACGUCUUCGCCUACGACCUGCUGGGCGCCCACGUGCCCCCUCCGCCCUGACUGCACCCCUGCCUGCAC